AUGUGGCUCUUUGAUUGGUUUCAAGAUGUUUUAGCAUCAUUAGGAUUAUGGAAUAAACAUGCAAAAUUAUUAUUCUUAGGUUUAGAUAAUGCUGGUAAAACUACUUUAUUACAUAUGUUAAAGAAUGAUAGAUUAGCAACAUUACAACCAACUUUACAUCCUACUUCAGAAGAAUUAGCUAUUGGUUCUGUAAGAUUCACUACUUUCGAUUUAGGUGGACAUCAACAAGCUAGAAGAUUAUGGAAAGAUUAUUUCCCUGAAGUUAAUGGUAUUGUCUUUUUAGUUGAUGCUGCUGAUCCAGAAAGAUUUGCUGAAAGUAAAGCAGAAUUAGAAUCUUUAUUUAAAAUAGAAGAAUUAAGUCAUGUUCCUUUUGUCAUUUUAGGUAAUAAGAUUGAUGUCCCAACUGCUGCUAAUGAAAUGGAUUUGAAAAAUGCCCUUGGCUUAUAUAAUACAACUGGUAAAGAAACUGGUAAAUUACCUGAAGGUCAAAGACCAAUUGAAGUAUUUAUGGUUUCUGUUGUCAUGAGAUCUGGUUAUGGUGAUGCCUUUAAAUGGUUAUCUCAAUAUAUUUAG
Messenger RNA from Hemisphaericaspora subhashii, 573 nucleotides. It is a transcript of the gene SAR1, whose product is annotated as Arf family GTPase. The record is from RefSeq and is a predicted model, not a curated record. Gene Ontology annotation, cellular component: endoplasmic reticulum exit site; COPII vesicle coat. The transcript has a single exon. The coding region runs from base 1 to 573 and encodes 190 amino acids. Gene Ontology annotation, molecular function: GTPase activity; GTP binding. Lineage: Eukaryota; Fungi; Ascomycota; Pichiomycetes; Serinales; Debaryomycetaceae. Gene Ontology annotation, biological process: membrane organization; intracellular protein transport; endoplasmic reticulum to Golgi vesicle-mediated transport.